Messenger RNA from Choloepus didactylus (southern two-toed sloth), 303 nucleotides. Its product is annotated as keratin-associated protein 12-1-like. Gene Ontology annotation, cellular component: keratin filament. NCBI's taxonomy places the organism in Eukaryota, Metazoa, Chordata, Mammalia, Pilosa, Megalonychidae. The coding region runs from base 1 to 303 and encodes 100 amino acids. The record is from RefSeq and is a predicted model, not a curated record. The transcript has 2 exons.
AUGUGCCACACCAGCUGCUCCGCUGUCUGCCACCCGGGCUGCUGCGUGCCCAGCCCCUGCCAGGCAGCCUGCUGUGUGCCUGUGUGCUGCAAGCCCACCGUGUGCGAGCCCGUGUGCUGCAAGCCCGCCGUGUGUGUGCCCGUGUGCUGCAAGCCAGCUGUGUGCGUGCCCGUGUGCUGCAAGCCCGCUGUGUGCGUGCCCCUGUGCUGCAAGCCUGCCGUGUGUGUGGCCCCCUCCUGCCAGCCCUCCUGCCCCGCCCUCCUCUGCAGUCCUGUCUCCUGUGGCACCCCUGCCUGCUGCUGA